AUGGUCAUCUGCGAGCGAGGUCUCCUCAAGAAGGGCUUCGGCAUCUGCCAUGGAGUCGCAGGGAAUGGCUUGUCUCUGCUCUGCUCGCAUCGAACUUUCAAACACGAAGAGGUCACUGCCAAGCGUUUUGCUCUCUUCGCCAGGCAGCCCAACUGUGAAGGAGCAGAAGCGCUGAAGCAGCAGCUGCUACAGACGCCCGACCGCCCCUGCUCGCUCUUCGAGGGCUUUGCGGGACUUGCGAUGUUCCUCCUGACGCUGCUGGAGGAGGAAACUGGGGCAGACAUGAAGCGACUAACAGGUGCUGCUUGUCCGUGGCACAUGUAG
This is a messenger RNA of Guillardia theta CCMP2712, 324 nucleotides long. RefSeq lists its product as hypothetical. Gene Ontology annotation, biological process: peptide modification; carbohydrate metabolic process. Bases 1 to 324 code for a protein of 107 amino acids. The record is from RefSeq and is a predicted model, not a curated record. Gene Ontology annotation, cellular component: plasma membrane. The transcript is spliced from 8 exons. NCBI's taxonomy places the organism in Eukaryota, Cryptophyceae, Pyrenomonadales, Geminigeraceae.